Oryza sativa Japonica Group (Japanese rice) is the source of this 981-nucleotide messenger RNA. RefSeq lists its product as uncharacterized. Gene Ontology annotation, molecular function: RNA binding. NCBI's taxonomy places the organism in Eukaryota, Viridiplantae, Streptophyta, Magnoliopsida, Poales, Poaceae. The record is from RefSeq and is a predicted model, not a curated record. Gene Ontology annotation, cellular component: nucleolus.
GGCCUUCUCCAGCCUCCUCUCUUCCCCGAUUCCCAAACCCUAGCCUAGGAGAAGACGAGAGCCGACACCCUCCGCCGCCGGCUUCCAUUGCCGCCACCGCCACAGCCAACGGGCAGCAGGAUGGAGGCUGGCAGGCCGGCGAGCGCUGCCGGGCAGGGAGAAUCCUCCUCGUCCUCCGGCGCGAUGGCGGUGGACGCGGCUGGCGGCGUGGAGAAGCCGCGGUUCGAGGCGCUGAUGCCGAGCGAGAUGAGCGGCGGGAGGCCACAGUUCAGGAAGGUGCCGGUGCCGCAGCACCGCUUCGCGCCGCUCAAGAAGGCGUGGAUGGAUAUCUACACCCCCGUCUACGAGCACAUGAAGAUCGACAUCCGCAUGAACCUUAAGGCAAGAAGGGUGGAGCUGAAAACAAGACAAGACACACCUGACGUGAGCAACCUUCAGAAGUGUGCAGACUUCGUACAUGCUUUUAUGCUUGGUUUUGACAUCGCCGAUGCUGUUGCGCUGCUCCGUCUCGAUGACCUGUAUGUGGAUUCCUUUGAGAUCAAGGACGUGAAGACACUCCGAGGAGAGCAUCUGUCACGUGCUAUUGGCCGCUUGUCAGGAAAAGGAGGCAAGACCAAAUAUGCCAUCGAGAAUUCUACGAGGACUCGCAUAGUUAUCGCUGAUACGAAGAUCCAUAUACUUGGAUCCUUUGUUAACAUCAAGGUUGCUCGGGAUUCACUCUGUAGUCUUAUCUUAGGUUCUCCUGCAGGCAAAGUCUAUUCUAAGCUAAGGGCUGUUUCUGCUAGGUUAGCAGAAAGGUAUUAGAUGGUGCAUCGUACCGUUGCAGUUUUGGCCUCGUAAUAUGUUGUAUUGGCUGAUUUGUGUGCCUGGGCUCUUAAUUGUAUCGUUCGAAUGAACAAACUUAAAAUGCUGAGAGUUUUGUAACAAUACAUAUGCAUUGUGUUUAGUUCUGUCUGUUGCCCCCCUGUUUCCGGAAAUCUA